AUGGCGGCUACAAUUGUCAGUUUUCGAUGGUUAGAAAUAUUAGAAAAAGAAUUUGAUAAAAAUUUUGUCGAUUUAGAUUUAUUAAUCGAAGAUUUAGAUGCUGAAGAACCUGAUUUUGUACAUUCUGCCAGGCAAAAAUUAGCAGGAUUAAGCUCAUGUUUUGCUCAGCUAACGCAUAAAGCCCAAACGAUAUUUCAAAAUUCUGCAAAAAUUGAGAAAAAUCAAUUGGAUUGUUUUUAUCCUCGGGUUCAAAGGUUUCGGGAUACGAGCGAUAGUAAUGGUUGUUCAAUUUAUCAAUGA
Molecule: messenger RNA, 300 nt
Organism: Pediculus humanus corporis (human body louse)
Lineage: Eukaryota; Metazoa; Arthropoda; Insecta; Psocodea; Pediculidae
Product: pist/gopc/cal/fig, putative
Exons: 3
Coding region: 1-300 (99 amino acids)
Biological process (GO): negative regulation of protein localization to cell surface
Cellular component (GO): trans-Golgi network transport vesicle; membrane; Golgi apparatus
Molecular function (GO): transmembrane transporter binding
Source: RefSeq, a predicted model, not a curated record